GGGCUCUUACCGCUACAUGUAUAAUAAUAAUACUAUUAUAAUUAAGCUACACAUUUUCGCAAAACUGACCAGCAAUAAUGAUGAAGCCAAGACAGCUAUUAUGUAAGACUCUGCUUGCAGUGGGCUGCUUGCAAAUGGUGAUUGUGUUGGUGUCUGGGCAACCAACUGGCAAAGUGUGUCCUCCAGUAGCUGGAGCACCAGGGUGUGUGUGUGACCAUCCGGAUGGGAAGAUUGACGUCAGACCACUUGCUAACUCUGAUGGCACUCCAAAGUACACAAAUCUGACUGACCCAAAUAAGUACCCCUACAGCAUUAAUCCUUGCACUCCUUUCUCUGUAAAGGGAGGGUGCACCAACGUAUUUAUCUGUCAAGGAGAUCCACAUAUUGCCGGUGAAUUUUAUAGCAUUGCUGAUAAUGGCACCGAAAAAAUCUACAUAGACACUGAUAAUAAAGUUUACCUCUACUACACCACUUCAGUCAGAUUUGCAAAAAUCUAUCUGGAGUGUGAUAAAUCGGUUACUGGUACACCACAGUGGGACAUCAAGGGGGACAGUGCAGUAGUUCUCCAUUAUGAAUUCACAAUGAAACAUGCUAGUGUAUGCCCUGGGGGAUUCAGGGGCCGGGGUGGAGGCUCAAACGAGAUUAAAGGACUGUGAGGACACUGCCUCACGACUAGUCACGAGACGCUGAACACUAUAUUUACUAUAAUUGUGGCUAACUAUUAUAGUACUAGUAUAACUAUAGGCUUGUCUAGUUACUUGCUUUACUACAUCUUAGGCCGUUAACAGCGGUUUUUGUACCACAAAGUCAAUAAUAUCUGUCUAGCUACCAUCAAA
Halichondria panicea is the source of this 836-nucleotide messenger RNA. RefSeq lists its product as uncharacterized. The coding region runs from base 78 to 656 and encodes 192 amino acids. NCBI's taxonomy places the organism in Eukaryota, Metazoa, Porifera, Demospongiae, Suberitida, Halichondriidae. The record is from RefSeq and is a predicted model, not a curated record. The transcript is spliced from 5 exons.